Messenger RNA from Galendromus occidentalis (western predatory mite), 1008 nucleotides. Its product is annotated as elongation of very long chain fatty acids protein 1. The coding region runs from base 28 to 861 and encodes 277 amino acids. Gene Ontology annotation, molecular function: fatty acid elongase activity. The transcript has a single exon. Gene Ontology annotation, biological process: fatty acid elongation, polyunsaturated fatty acid; fatty acid elongation, saturated fatty acid; very long-chain fatty acid biosynthetic process. Lineage: Eukaryota; Metazoa; Arthropoda; Arachnida; Mesostigmata; Phytoseiidae. Gene Ontology annotation, cellular component: endoplasmic reticulum membrane. The record is from RefSeq and is a predicted model, not a curated record.
UCACUUCAGAUGCUCCACUCGUGAACGAUGGAUCUUCUGGCAAAUGUCUGGCGUUCGAUGGAACAGGACCCCCGACUCAAGGGACGGCCCUUGAUCGACAAUCCGGUGCCGGUUUUCGGCAUCAUUGUUGGCUACCUGCUCUUUGUGCUCAAGGUCGGACCUAACAUGAUGCGGGACCGAAAACCGAUGAACGUCAAGAACUUUGCCAGGAUCUUCAAUUUAUACCAAGUUCUUAUCAGCUCGUGGACUGUUUACACUGUUUGUGUAUGCUGUUGGAAGCUGAGCAUCGGCUACGGCGAGCCGCCCAACGUCAAAACCGAUCCGUUGACGAUGCGAUUGAUCGACUGCCUCUACAUCUAUCUCUUCGUGAGGAUAAGUGACCUCGUCGACACGGUUCUGUUUGUACUCUCCGGGAAACAGAGUCACGUGAGUGGACUUCACGUAUAUCAUCACGUAGCAGUCGUAUUCAACAUGUGGUUGUAUCUGCGACAGAACUGGCUCUACUUCGCUCUGCCGGGGCUGGUCAUGAAUGCCGGCGUGCACGUUAUCAUGUACUCGUAUUACUUCCUCGCCACGUUCCCUCCGAUGAGACCGUAUCUCUGGUGGAAGAAACAUCUCACGAUGCUCCAGAUCGUGCAGUUCGUCUGCAUGCUGCUCCUGAUGGCCGGAGUCUUCUUCAUCGAUGUCGAGUACCCGCCGGCAGCGCUUGCCAACACCGGAGGAACGGUGUUUGUUAUUAUGUGCAUGUUUGUUAACUUCUACGUUAAGAAUUAUAUCAACAAAGCUCGGGAGCUCCAACAGAAGAAAGCUUUCGACGAACAGAGACAGUGGCAGCAGCAACAGCACAUCAAGUCAAAUUAGGGAUGAAGAAAGAAGAUGAAAUUAACAACCGCUCAAAACGAAGAUUGUGUGAUUUUCCUAAACCCCAAUGUACAAAAACGCAAGAUAGGUAAAUAAACCGACUAUGUUGUGCAUUUAUGAUAAUAGUUCUAAGAUACAAAUAAAGUU